Diospyros lotus (date-plum) is the source of this 1293-nucleotide messenger RNA. Its product is annotated as beta-carotene isomerase D27, chloroplastic. The coding region runs from base 109 to 945 and encodes 278 amino acids. Gene Ontology annotation, molecular function: iron ion binding. NCBI's taxonomy places the organism in Eukaryota, Viridiplantae, Streptophyta, Magnoliopsida, Ericales, Ebenaceae. The record is from RefSeq and is a predicted model, not a curated record. The transcript is spliced from 6 exons.
UGCAGCUUUGAUUUACAUCUAAAUUACACACACACACGCACAUAUAUAUAUUUCCUCUUCCAUUCAACGCGAAACACCAACCACACACACACACAUAUAUAUAUAUAUAUGUAUAUAGGAGCGGCGGCCGCAAAUAAACUAAUGGUGGUUCUGAGCAGCAGCUUCCAGCAGGCAGUGCAGUUCCCGCCGGCGGGAUUUAAUGGUUAUCGGUACCGGCGAAGAAGGAGUAUUAAUAACGGCGGCGGAGGAAUCCGGUGCGGGAUUGCUGAGGCGUCGGGAGAGCCGGCGCCUUUUGGGCAGAAAACCAAAUACAAUGACGGCCUGUUCGAGAAGGUCUUCAUGACUCUGUUUGCUCGGAAGAUGGAGAAAUUCGCAGCCCACACAGGGCAUUCCCAGAAGAAGGGAUGGCUCGAGUACGAUUACGAGAGUUUCGUGGAUGUGUCGAAGAGAGUAAUGCAGGGGCGGUCUCGUCUUCAGCAGCAGCAAGUGGUCCGGGAGGUGCUGCUGUCCAUGCUGCCUCCUGGCGCUCCUGCUCAGUUUAGGAAAUUGUUUCCACCCACAAAGUGGGCUGCGGAGUUCAAUGCUGCACUCACAGUGCCCUUCUUCCACUGGCUAGUUGGCCCAUCUGAGGUGGUGGAAGUGGAGGUAGAUGGCGUAAAACAAAGAAGUGGAGUCCAUAUCAAGAAGUGCAGGUACCUGGAAAACAGCGGAUGUGUAGGAAUGUGCGUGAAUAUGUGCAAGAUCCCGACUCAAGAUUUCUUCACCAAUGAAUUUGGGCUUCCAUUGACAAUGACCCCUAAUUUUGAAGACAUGAGCUGUGAAAUGGUGUAUGGCCAGGUUCCACCAUCUUUUGAAGAGGACCCAGUGGCCAAGCAACCCUGUUUUGCAGAUAUUUGCUCCAUGGCAAAUCCGAACUCCUCUGUCUGCCCCAAGCUCCAAGCGUGAGAAUUAAUUAAUGCUCAAUCAGCAACUCACAUUAAUUCUUGCUCAUUUCACUUGCUAUAUAUGCAACACAGAAUCAAAAUGCUCUCCAGCAUUGGGCGCUGCAUGCAUGCCAGCUGAAGAUAUUUAGAUUUUCCCCUAGCAAUAUCCAAGAUUAAUUAUUAUGUCUUUACACACAAUUAAUAGGCAACAAGUUAAGUUUGACACAUACACACGCACAGUUCCUCCUUUGGCAAAGUACACAUCACUCAAGUUAUGUGAAGUGUUAUUGUGCAUGUAAAGCAUUAAUGUUUGUGUAUUCUAUAAACUCCACGAAAGAAAGAUCCAGGGCUAGUUUCAGCCUCAAUCUUA